UUCAAACCUCAUCUUCUUCCUCAUCACAGCAACAAUGGCGUCUUCCUUCUCGCUCACAAGCCUCAUCUCCUCCAUCUCUCCCUUCAAACCACAAACCAAACCCACCCCUCCUCCUCCCAGCCUCACUCUCCCUACUCCAACACUCUCCAACAGACAAAAAAACAAUCUCUCCAUCCAAGAACUCCCCCCUCCUUCUUCCACCGCUUCUCUCUCUUCUGAGCUAGCUUCCGUGAUAUGUCCUUCCCUCGCGUACUCGAACACGCUCUUCUUCAGCAGCUCGGGGUACAACGUGCAGGUGUUUGUGGAAGAUAACGAGUCUGAGGAGAGGCUGGUGAAUCGUUUCAGAAGGGAGGUGAUGAGAACUGGAGUUAUACAGGAGUGUAAAAGGAGGAGAUACUUCGAGAACAAGCAAGAUGAGAAGAAGCGUAGGACUCGUGAUGCUGCUAAGCGUAAUAAGAAAAGGCGUCCUUUUCAAGCAAGGUUUACUCAAGAGGGUAGAGAAGAAGCAGCAGCAGCAACCAAGAGUAAGAAGAAGGAUGAAGAAGAAGAUAACUGGGAGAUGCCUGAUGGUGAUGUACCUUCUUGAACACAGUUUCAGUAUAUUGAUCUUUAUCCUUUUUUUCGGUUAUAAGUUUGGUACAUUGUAACUUCUAAUGAGCAUAUAAGUUACCCUUUGGUGAUGAGUUCUUGUCAAUGUUAAGACAUCUAUAUUUGUCUUCUAAUGUUUUUAGAAUGACUAAAAUUCCAUUCUAUAUGUUCAUCAAUGGAGAUGAUACAUGAAUGCAAAUUGCUUAUCUUAGCAGGUAUAGGUUACUUGCAUUUUC
Eruca vesicaria subsp. sativa (arugula) is the source of this 824-nucleotide messenger RNA. The record is from the annotation of a GenBank genome assembly. NCBI's taxonomy places the organism in Eukaryota, Viridiplantae, Streptophyta, Magnoliopsida, Brassicales, Brassicaceae.